GGGCGUGGUCUCUGCGCGGAGCCAAUGAGCGGGCGGGAUGUUGGGGAGUUGCUGUCUCUAGGAUACGGGCUGGCGUGUGGCGGUGCUGCAGCCACCUCGGCACGAUCUGUCCCGAGAUGGCCGCGCGUGCACCGGCGGGCGGAGAGCAGGGACGCGGCUUUGCUCCGCGCUGGGCAGCUACCGCCAGCGGGCACUGCGGCCUCGUUCGCUCCUGCGCUGAGCUCCGAGGGGAUGGAGCAGAGAUGGAGGGGGCGGGAAGAGCCUCGCUGGGCCGCAGCAGGUUCCUGAAGGUGCAGAAUGGCGAAGUGCACGGGCACCAGCGGGGCCCGGCAGCGAGCGGAGGUGCAGCCCCGAGCGCGCUGCUUGGCGCUUCUCACGCGCGAUCGAGUUCAGCUCUGAGGAAAGUGGCGCAGCUGCAAAGCAAAAUUCUGCAUCGGAAAAAGCAGCUGGAAUUGCAGAGCACUGAGUUGGGCCGGAAGCCUUCGGAUGAAGAUUCCUCAUCUGCUUCCAGUCUUGAACACCGUGCAAGAGGCAAGAAAUACCUGAAGAGUUAUGCUGCAGCCGGCAGGAAUGUGGCUGCCAGUGAGGGCUGCUCUAAGGAAGAGGAAAGCCCCCGAGGCCCCAAAAGGAACAUUAAAGUUAUACAACAGCUUGGUUUGCAUAGCGAUGAGAAGCAAAUGAGAGAAUUCAUGGAGAACUCUUUAGAGUUUUCCAGUGGAAGGCAGAACCAGAGAGGUGUUAUGAGUGAUUCCAGGUGGGGUGGAAAGAGUAAGACUCCAGUUUCACCAGGAUCGCCUCCUCCAUCUCGUAAGGAAAUUUCACUGACAGAGGUAUCUAAAGCACCUUCUCUUCACAGCAAAGACUCAGAGAAAAAUGUUUUGGGUGGAAUUAAUUUGCUGACACCUUCACCAGCCGGCAGAAACCUGUCAGCAGAACAUAAUGUGAGAUCUCAAUCGCUGUCUUCCUCCAUGAAAGACAAUACUGUAAAAAUUACUUUGCCCAGAAGAGGCAACAUCAAGCAAACUCUAAUGUCACAUGGAAGCGAUGGAAGUGAAAUAAAAUCAUUAGAUGAGUUAUUUUCAAAAGCAGACAAUGCAGAAGAUUCAACUAGCAUAAGCUCAGAUGGCUUCAGACAGAAUAUCCUGAGCCUUGAUGAUUUGGCAUCAAAUAUCAGCGAGACAGCAGAAUUAAAGCAGCAAGGGACAGAUACUCAAAUGAGUCAUGAAUCAAAUAGAAAUCCAAAAAAAGACACGUUCCUUGUGGAAAAGGACCAAACUUUUCCUAAAAUAAGUGCACAAAUUGGUGCAACUGCUACUUCUGAAAGGGAUACUGAAAAUGUGACUGAAAUCUCUGAGCAUUUAGGUGAAGUUUCGGCAGAUUUUUCUAGACACAAACAGGAUUAUCCUGAUCAUGAUGACAGAACUGUUCAUUCAGAAUAUUCUGAAGAUUUCGAAAGCUCUCUGUCUACAGCAGACAAGGAAGUUGUAUCAAAAAUGUCAGAGGAAUAUUCUGAGAGUUGCAGAUAUUCUGGAAAAGACCCAUCUUCUUCAGCAUCAUCACCCUUACUUACCAGAGGAAGGCACAAACAGGUACACAGAGCAGCUGUAAAAGAAACUGCAGUUCAGACAGUGGAUUUUCCAUUCACCUGUUGCUGGUCAAAGACAAACAGCUCUGCAGUGCUGGGCCCGCCUGCUGGAAACAGCUUCGUUGAUCCAGUGCCUAUUGCCAGUCACGUCAUCAGCAUGGAUGCAGUAGAAGCCCUGACAGCAUACACUCCGUCAGUUCUUGUUUUAAAUGCCAUGUUAAAACAGCACUUGAUGUUGACCCAGCAAUUUGUGGAGAACAUUCAGCACCUUCAUUUAUCCCUUGUGGAGUCAUUAGAGAAUGAGAAGUUCCACUAUCAUACACUGGAAGAGGCUAAAGAGUACAUCAAGAAUCACAGAUCCCCACCUUUAACAAUUGAACAAGCAUUUGAAGAAAUCCAGAAAGCAGAAGAGAUACUGCUGGCUUCAUGAACAUGAAGUAAAACGUACAAUUGGAAAUCUCAAGUUGGAACAAGAAACCCUCUCAGACUGCACAGAUAAAAAGUUGUGAACUAUGCACCAGCUGCUCAGUAUCUUAUAAUGCAUCAUUGGUUUUCCUGCCUGGUUUUAUUGCUAUGUUUUUAUUUUUUUACUAGCGUACAUGGCGCAGGGAUAGCUAAGAGCUGGGAGUCAGGCUACAGCAUGGUUAGCAAAGAAGAAAACCAGAACAGCUCUUAUCUGAAAGGAUUGGGGUAAGUUGUCAUAGUCUCUGUUUAUCACGUAGAUCAUCUGAUCUUUAAUCACGGUAGAAGUGAAAGUCUCUACUACAGCAUCGAGGCCUAUGAUGACAGCAGGAAAAUACCACCCUGGCAUUAGUGCUUAAUUUAAGCAAUCUUAUCAGACCGCUACAAAACCAAACACAUGCAAAGUUACGGUAAAUUCAGUACAAGGGAAGCUUAGAGCCUAAUGCUGAAAUCCAUUUACUCUGAAAUAUGAACCACCAUGUUACUUUUUUUUUUUUUAUUAAAAAAGGUGUUUAUUGGAAGGCAAAACAAUAAAAUUCACAAGUUGGUAACA
This is a messenger RNA of Numida meleagris (helmeted guineafowl), 2600 nucleotides long. RefSeq names its product chromosome 27 C19orf44 homolog (gene C27H19orf44). The transcript has 8 exons. NCBI's taxonomy places the organism in Eukaryota, Metazoa, Chordata, Aves, Galliformes, Numididae. Bases 117 to 2015 code for a protein of 632 amino acids. The record is from RefSeq and is a predicted model, not a curated record.